Leptopilina boulardi is the source of this 2836-nucleotide messenger RNA. RefSeq lists its product as uncharacterized. Gene Ontology annotation, molecular function: aspartic-type endopeptidase activity; nucleic acid binding. The record is from RefSeq and is a predicted model, not a curated record. Gene Ontology annotation, biological process: DNA integration; proteolysis. NCBI's taxonomy places the organism in Eukaryota, Metazoa, Arthropoda, Insecta, Hymenoptera, Figitidae. The annotation marks the transcript as partial. The transcript is spliced from 3 exons.
AUGACGGGAACGGCCGACAAUGAUUCUCACGCGAGUGAUAAUAAUGACGAGAACAUAAGUGUUGUGAGUGCUGGUGGUUUAAAUAGUUUACGUGUUCCGCAAUUUUUGCCUAAUAAAAUUGGUUUAUGGUUCCGACUUUUAGAGGCGCAAUUCACUACUUCGCGAAUAAGUAAAGAUGAAACGAAAUUUAAUAUUACAAUCGCAAAUAUCGGCGAAAAAUAUAUUGAACAGGUGGAAGACGUUAUAAUGUCACCGCCUGAUGAAAAUAAGUACGAAUAUUUAAAAUUACAACUGACAAAAAGACUAACAGACUCUGAUUCUUCGCGAGUGCGACAGCUUUUAGAAAGUGAAGAAAUUGGUGAUCGUAAACCAUCACAAUUUUUCCGCGACUUGAAAAAACUAGCCACUUCGUCGGUUCCUGAAGAGUUCAUUUUAACAUUAUGGAAAAAUCGUUUACCUUCCGACACACAAAGAGUUUUGGCCGCGUCAAAUAUCGCAGACAUCAAUGCAUUGGUUGACACCGCGGACCGCGUUCACGAAAUUCCGCGGAAUGCAGGACGGAUCGCGGAAAUUAACAAAGACAACGAUCUUGUGAAUUGGAAAGAGGAGAUAAAAAAAUUACGUGAAGAAAUAUCAGCCUUAUCUGUUGGUCGUGCACGAAAAAGCAACAAAGUGUCGAGAUCCAUGUGCAUGGAAAUCGGGAAACGAAUAGAACCGUCAAUAAACGCGGCAUCCGGAGGCGGUUUUUUGUCACGCCGCAUCUUUAUUUCUGAUCGCAAUAGUUCAGAUCUAUUUUUAAUAGACACAGGGGCCGAUUUAUGUGUUUAUCCACGACAAAAAGUUAAAGGAUCGGUAAAAAAAUGUGAAUAUGAACUUUUCGCGGCUAACGGUACACCUAUCGCAACAUACGGUACGGUCGCUCUGGAUCUGGAUUUGUCAUUGCGAAGAAGUUUUAAGUGGAGUUUUGUGGUAGCAGAUGUCAGUAAACCUAUUAUUGGAAUGAACUUUUUAUCUUAUUACGGUUUACUGAUUGAUCCACAAAACCAAAAAUUGAUUGACUCAAUAACCGGUUUAUCUACCGCGGGAUGUUCGGCGCGCAAAGAAGUGUUUUCUGUAAAAACAAUAGUGGGGAAUAGUGUCUUUCAUCAGCUGUUGAGUAAAUACCCAGACCUCACUCGCCCACCCGUGUUUAACAGAAAAUUUCUGAAACAUAAUGUUGUGCACCACAUAAAAACAACACCAGGACCUCCCGUGCAUUGCAGGCCUCGACGUCUUGCUCCUGACAAUUAUAAGGUGGCAAAAAAGGAGUUUGAUUUAUUGGUCCAGCAAGAAGUACUACGAGCAUCAAAAGCUUCAUGGUGCUCACCUUUACACAUGGUGCCAAAAAAGGACGGAGGGAUACGACCAUGUGGAGAUUAUCGUGCUGUUAACGCUCGCACGAUCCCCGACAGGUAUACCCCUCCUCACAUAGAGGACUUUGCGCAGCAAUUGCAUGGUAAGAAAAUUUUUUCAAAAUUGGAUUUGGUGAGAGCGUAUCACCAAAUUCCGGUCGCGCCGGAAGACGUAGAAAAAACGGCGAUAAUAACUCCUUUCGGGUUGUAUGAGGCCGUAAAUAUGAUGUUCGGUUUAAGAAAUGCUGCACAAACUUGUCAAAGAUUUGUCGACGAAAUCACACGCGGAUUAGAUUUUGUUUAUGCAUUUAUUGAUGAUUUUUUAAUUGCUUCAGAAUCCGAAGAACAGCAUUUAGAGCAUUUAAAUAUUUUGUUUAAACGUUUAAAUGAUUAUGGCGUAGUAAUUAAUCCGACAAAGUGUGUUUUUGGCGUGUCGGAAAUUACAUUUCUCGGGUACACUGUAAAUUCUCGCGGCAUUGAACCUUUAAAAGAGAGAGUUGAAGUAAUAAUGAAUUUUCCGAAACCAGCGACAAUAAAAAAACUAAGAUGUUAUUUAGGAAUGUUUAAUUUUUAUCGACGAUUCAUUCCUCAAGCUGCGAAAAUAUUACAAUCUCUCAAUAAUUUGUUAAAAGGUCAAAAGGCAGGUAAAAAUCCGGUACCAUGGAACAGUGAAGCAGAGAUUGCUUUUAAUGCUUCGAAAAAUGCUCUCGCGAAUGCCGCUUUACUCGCGCACCCGGUACCCGGGGCUACAUUAAGUAUUGUCGUCGACGCAUCCGAUUAUGCAAUGGGAGCGGUGUUACAACAAUUAGUAGAUGACGCAUGGCAACCACUUGCUUUUUAUACGAAAACCUUAUCUUCUGCCCAACAAAAAUAUAGCGCGUACGAUCGCGAAUUGCUCGGAUCUCAACAUUUACGCACUACGUCCUACCACCCGCAAUCAAAUGGUAUGGUGGAGAGAUUACACAGACAAUUGAAAACAGCUAUACGAUGUCACGAAACAGAUAAUUGGGUAUCUAUGUUACCCAUUGUAUUAUUAGGUAUACGCACUGCUAUUAAAGACGAUUUAAAAGCAACUACGGCAGAAAUGAUUUACGGUACGAACAUCCGACUCCCUGCUGAGUUUUUCUUGUCGUCAAAACGAGAAGCAAAUUCUGAAUUUGGUGAACAAUUAAGAAAGCAUAUCAAUAACAUUCGACCGAAUCCCGUUCCACGACAUGGGAAACAAAAGAUUUUUGUUUUUAAAGAAUUAUCAAAUUCUUCUUAUGUUUUCUUGCGACACGAUGCAGUAAAAGCUAUUUUGCAUCCACCUUAUGACGGACCGUAUAAAGUUGUGAAACGUGGAGAUAAAACAUUUGUAAUUUGUAUAAAUGAUAAAAAUGUUACAGUGUCCAUUGAUCGGUUAAAACCCGCUUUUAUGGUAAUAGACGAUGAUCAAAAUAUUACAA